Messenger RNA from Esox lucius (northern pike), 1444 nucleotides. RefSeq names its product serum paraoxonase/arylesterase 2-like. Gene Ontology annotation, molecular function: arylesterase activity. The record is from RefSeq and is a predicted model, not a curated record. Lineage: Eukaryota; Metazoa; Chordata; Actinopteri; Esociformes; Esocidae. The transcript has 9 exons. The coding region runs from base 127 to 1194 and encodes 355 amino acids.
ACUACAGCGCUACCUAUGGUUUAACUGCACUCAGCGGGACACGCUGCGGACUGCCACGGAGCAAUAUACAGCACAUCCAUUUUGCGCACUGCUCGAACCUCGACCAAGAUAAUAAGUUUGGUUGCGAUGAAGUGGGUGUUAGUAACCGUCAGCGUUGCUGCUUUGGCAGCUUUUUUGGGGCAUAGACUGCUUAAACUGAGUGAAAGAGUCCUUGCCACAAGAGAAGUGCCUGUAAAGAACCUGCCCAAUUGUCACCUUUUGAAGAAUAUUGAAUGUGGAGCAGAGGAUUUCUCCAUACUCCGAGAUGGUCUGGCCAUCAUAAGUACCGGCUUGAAAUAUCCUGGAAUGCCAUCUUGUGCUGAACCAGGAAAAAUCUAUACCCUGGACCUGUUGGACCCCAGGCUGACCCCAGUGGAGCUGGCAAUCAAUGGAGAACUGGACCAGAACUCUUUCAACCCCCAUGGAAUCAGUGUCUAUACUGAUGAGACAGAUAACACCAUCCAUCUGUUCGUCGUCAAUCACCCUCAGCCUCAUACAAGCCAGGUAGAGAUAUUUCGAUUUGUUGAAGACGACAACACCAUUGUACACCGGCGAACGGUAAAGCAUGAUCUUCUUCACAGUGUGAAUGACAUUGUGGCUGUUGGCGAGGAAAGCUUCUACGCUACGAAUGACCACUCCUACCCCAGUGAAGUGCUGCACUGGCUGACUGUAUUCCUGGGUCUACCCUGGGCCCGGGUGGUGUACUACAGCCCUGAGGCAGUGAAGGAGGUGGGGGAUGGCUUCAUGUCUGCGAACGGAGUCAACAUGUCCCCCGACAAAAGGUAUUUAUACGUGUCUGACAUUUUGGACCAUAAGAUUGCUGUUUUUGAGAUAAAGAAAUACCAAGAGUUGGUGUAUGUUAAGUCUGUAGCCGUUGGGUCUCUUUGUGACAACAUCGAGGUGGACCAUGUAACAGGGGACUUGUGGCUGGGUUGUCACCCUAAUGGAGCAAAAGUAGCAGAAAAUGACCCAAAGGAACCAGCUGGAUCGGAGGUGCUUAGGAUCCAGGAUAUCCACUCGGAGAGUCCAGUGGUCACCCAGGUUUAUGCUGACGACGGCAGUGUGCUCAUAGGCUCGUCUGUAGCAGCGCCCUAUGGUGGAAAGCUUCUCAUAGGAACCAUCUACCAGAAAGCCCUGAUAUGUGAUCUGAAGUAGCCCAUUUUUCCUUACACGGUGUGCGUUUUAUACAUGAUGGGUUAGUGUGUGUGUUUGUGAUGCAGUAAUUGCACCCGAAACCCUGUUCUCAAAAUCUAAAUUGCCACUUGACUGUGAAUCUUGUAAUAUGAUUUGAAAUGUAUACAUUGUGUAUAUAUAUAUGUUGUCAUCACCUUUUUAAAUUCUGUUCACUGACAUUGGCAAAUGGUGAAUAACGUUUCUUCUGGCAUUCAUAUAAAAAGAUUACAAA